AUGGCUACCCUCGAAUCAAUACCACGCUUCCUCCUCCCGCGGGGGCAUCUCCUCCUGCGAGUGAAACCCCGCGCAUUCGCUCAACUCCCCGCUCCAGCCACCCACCGCCGCCAUGCCUCGUCCAUUUCACCAAAAGGCCUCUCCGAAGAGUUUCGAAGACGGCGAGAGGCACAGCAGGCCAGAGGCACGCCCGUGAUACCCCAGCCCGAUAAAUACCGUCCGCCCUCGCACAGCAAACGCGCGCCCAAUCGCCAAUUGGAGAACAGAGUCUAUGGAGCGCCUUUGUCCGAGGAAGACCGCAAGCGCAUGGCAACCAAAAAAUACCCCAAUAUGAUGAGUCCCGAGGGCACCUUUUCGCAUUGGUUUCUGCAUAACCGCGCAAUUCAUCUGUGGAUCACAAUGGGCAUUCUCGUUUCUCUCGCAAUAGCAGCAUGGUACAUGGAUUUUAUCUCCAAGACCAGUUUCGCCCAUUUACUCCCUACCCGCAAAGACUUUAUGCGCCACCCUAUCGAGUCAUCCUCACGCUUCGUGGAGGUCUACAAGAUGCAUAUGGAGCAUACGUCGCAGAUGUAUCAGCAGCAGCGGCUGAAGAAGGCAGAGGAGAUUGAGAAGAGGAAACAGUACAGGCUCGAGAGGCAGAGAGAGGCAGAGGAGAAGGGCGAGGAGUAUGUUGAGGACCCGAGGUAUUAUGUGGGUGAGGAUGGUAUUCGUAGGAGGAGGGUCAAGAGGUGGUUUGGUAUCUGGGAGUGA
Bipolaris oryzae ATCC 44560 is the source of this 750-nucleotide messenger RNA. RefSeq lists its product as uncharacterized. The coding region runs from base 1 to 750 and encodes 249 amino acids. NCBI's taxonomy places the organism in Eukaryota, Fungi, Ascomycota, Dothideomycetes, Pleosporales, Pleosporaceae. The record is from RefSeq and is a predicted model, not a curated record. The transcript has 2 exons.